Messenger RNA from Chenopodium quinoa (quinoa), 1932 nucleotides. RefSeq names its product putative two-component response regulator ARR21. The record is from RefSeq and is a predicted model, not a curated record. NCBI's taxonomy places the organism in Eukaryota, Viridiplantae, Streptophyta, Magnoliopsida, Caryophyllales, Amaranthaceae. Bases 1 to 1932 code for a protein of 643 amino acids. Gene Ontology annotation, molecular function: DNA binding. The transcript has 10 exons. Gene Ontology annotation, biological process: cytokinin-activated signaling pathway; phosphorelay signal transduction system.
AUGGAAAAGACAAGCAAUAACCCUGGAAUUAGCAUCCUUAUUAUUGAUGAUGAUGCAAUUUGUCUUUCAGUUCUUGCAGGAGCUCUUACAAAAAUGAAUCAUCAUGUCAUUGCUGUGACCAACCCAUUAGACGCACUGGAAGUACUAAGGAGGAGGAAAGAUAAAACGUUUGAUUUGACUUUGUCGGAUGUGCACAUGCCAGAUAUGAGUGGAAUCGAGCUCCUUAAACAUGUCGAAGAAGAGUACAAGCUUCCUCUUGUUUGUAAGUAUAAUACUCCGUAUUUUAUAAUGUCUGCUGACCAGAACAGAGACAUCAUCCUACAAGGUUUACAAGGUGGAGCUCUAUUCUACUUUGUGAAGCCUAUUUCUCCACACAAUCUUUCAAAAAUAUGGCAAUUUGCUAUUCCAACAAAGGGUAUAAUUAAUAGCAGUGGUAACCCGAUUACUUCAAUCGACAUGUCUCGUGUCAUAACAAGUGAUCCCGAUACUUUGAUGAGAAUCCUUGAGCAACAAGAAAUGAUGCAUGGCGUCAACAACAAUAUUAACAACAACAACAACAACACUAACAACAAUGACAUUGUGCAAAACUACGCGCCAAUUAUUACUAAUGGCCGAAACAAGGAAAUUACUACACCAUUAGUCUACACUAACAAUGCUAAUAAUAAAAGGCGUAGUAAUACGGGUGUGAAGAAUAAAUCAGCUAACAAAAAGCCGAAGCUGGUUUGGACUACCUCACUUCAUAGCCAAUUUUUAGAGGCUGUCAAUAACCUUGGUGUAGACAAAGCUGUGCCCAAGAGAAUGUUGGAGUACAUGAAUGUUCCAGGACUAAAGAGAGAAAAUAUUGCAAGCCAUUUGCAGAAAUAUUGCAUAUUUUUGAAGCGGGUAUCAGAUGCUACAACUGCCAAUGAAGAUGGCGUUCCCAAUAAUUGGAAUGAGAGGCCAUUUAGAUCAAGCUUUGUGUUGAAUGAAAUCACCUUUCUUACAGGCAGCAUUCAAGAACAGUAUCAAGGCCUUCUAGCAGAGCGUACUCUAGGUGUAACAAAUGAUCCUACUAAUUUUGAAGUAGGGGAAAGUAGCACCCAAGGGGUUAAUGCUCCAAGGAAACAAGCAAGGGGCGGUUUUCCUAGUGAUCCUAGUGAGGCAGCUCGAAGCCUAAAUCGAAAAAUCAAACUACUUAACAAAUUGCAAAAGCUUCAACGUAUGCAUAAACAAGUUUCUCCUAGGUUUAGCUUUGAUCAGCAAGGACUAAGUCCUAUAGACGGCAGGGUUUUAAGCAACCAGUUUCCUCCAACCAACAAUAAUAACUAUGUCGGGCUUCGAUUAAGUACUGAUGGGGAGCUGAUUAGCCCUAUUAACAACACACCAAUAGUUCUUGGUGAUAAUGUUGCUAAUGCUAACUUGGCUAAUGGCAUACAUGGUACCAAUCAUACCGAGAAUGCUAAUAAUGCUCAAGAGGUCAAUUAUGAAAUGAAUUUGGCUGAUAAUUCAGUUCAUAAUACUAAUACACCUCUUCUUGAUCUUUUCUCUGAUAUCGAUGGUCGGAAUUUGUACACACCUAAUGUUGAUCAAAUUGCAACUCCUCAAGCAAAUCCCUUUGGAAUGUCACAAGAAAUGCCAAACAUGCAAGGCGAUGAAUUAAUGGAACUUGGUAUUGAGCUUCCAAUUGAUCAGGACAAUUUUGGCAUUGAUUCCGGAUUUGGACCUGUUGAUGUGCAAGGCAAUGCUCAAAGACAUGAUCAGGGAAUUACUGGCAAUGAUGACAUCUCUUUCGAAAACUAUUUUGCUCAAGAGGGUGGACAAGAAUUCAUCAAUCAGCAGGGAAUUCCUACUAGCAAUGAUGACAUCUCUUUCGAAAACUAUUUUGCUCAAGAGAGUGGACCAGAAUUCCUCAAUCAGCAGGAUGGUGGGGCUGAUUUCAUGGGGCCUAAGUGA